Lepidothrix coronata (blue-crowned manakin) is the source of this 9137-nucleotide messenger RNA. RefSeq names its product protein O-mannosyltransferase 2 (gene POMT2). The record is from RefSeq and is a predicted model, not a curated record. Gene Ontology annotation, biological process: protein O-linked glycosylation. The coding region runs from base 124 to 2106 and encodes 660 amino acids. Gene Ontology annotation, molecular function: mannosyltransferase activity. Lineage: Eukaryota; Metazoa; Chordata; Aves; Passeriformes; Pipridae. Gene Ontology annotation, cellular component: membrane. The transcript is spliced from 21 exons.
GCUCCCCCGGUCGCCGCCCGGUCGGCCGCGCUGGCCCUUGUCACCCUCCUCAGCUUCGCCUCCCGCUUCCACCGCCUGCCGGAGCCGCCGCACGUCUGUUGGGAUGAAACUCAUUUUGGGAAGAUGGGAAGUUACUACAUUAAUCGGACUUUCUUCUUUGAUGUCCACCCUCCUUUGGGGAAGAUGCUGAUUGGACUUGCUGGCUACCUUAGUGGAUAUGAUGGUACGUUUCCUUUCCAAAAGCCAGGGGACCGAUAUGAGCAGCACAACUACAUGGGAAUGAGAGGGUUUUGUGCGUUCCUUGGCUCCUGCCUGGUUCCCUUUGCCUACCUCACAGUGUUGGAACUGUCAAAGUCACUGCCAGCAGCCUUACUCACAGCUUUCAUCCUUAUUUUUGAUACAGGCUGUAUUACUUUGUCACAAUAUAUUCUGCUGGAUCCCAUUCUGAUGUUCUUCCUCAUGGGAGCUGUUCUGAGUAUGGUAAAAUGUAACAGCUGUGCAGAUAGGCCAUUCUCUGCCUCCUGGUGGUUCUGGCUGAGUCUGACUGGCGUGAACCUUGCUGGAGCUAUGGGGGUAAAGUUUGUUGGCCUUUUUGUAGUCCUCUUGGUAGGCCUGAACACAAUCUAUGACCUAUGGGACUUGCUGGGGAACCUUAGUCUGUCACUGGUGAUGUUUGGAAAACAUUUACUGGCUCGUGUACUUUGCCUCAUCGUGCUCCCACUUGCUCUCUACACGGCUAUGUUUGCUGUUCAUUUUGCAGUAUUAAAUAAAAGUGGCCCUGGGGAUGGUUUCUUCAGUUCAGCAUUUCAGUCCCAGCUGAUCGGGAACAAUCUUCAUAAUGUCUCCAUUCCAGAGCACUUGGCAUAUGGGUCUGUGAUCACAAUGAAGAACCUUCGUAUGGCAGGGGGAUACCUUCACUCUCACUGGCACCUCUACCCAGAGGGCAUUGGGGCCCGCCAGCAGCAGGUCACUGCCUACUUACAUAAAGAUUUGAAUAACCUGUGGAUUAUAAAGAAACAUGAUUCAGAUACAGCAGAUCUGUCAGACCCCUUGAGCCCUGUGGAGUUUGUGAGGCACGGAGAUAUUAUUCGUCUGGAACAUAAAGAAACUUCUAGAAAUCUGCACAGUCACCAACAUGAAGCUCCCUUGACGAGGAAGCAUUUUCAGGUCACUGGCUAUGGAAUAAAUGGAACAGGAGACUCCAAUGAUUUUUGGCGGAUUGAAGUGGUGGGCAGAAAGACUGGGAAGCUCAUCAAAGUCCUACGGAGUCAGAUCCGGUUAAUCCAUGUGGCCACAGGGUGUAUAUUGGGCUCUUCUGGAAAGACUCUGCCAAAAUGGGGUUGGGAACAAGUGGAAGUCACCUGCACACCAUACCUGAAGGAGACUCCCAAUUCUCUCUGGAACUUUGAAGAUCAUAUUAACCCUAAGUUGCCCAAUAUCAGCCUGGAUGUUUUGAAGCCUUCUUUUGCAGAAAUUUUGCUAGAAUCCCACAUGGUUAUGAUCCGGGGAAACAGCGGCCUCAAACCAAAGGACAAUGAAGUUACAUCCAAACCUUGGCACUGGCCCAUCAACUACCAGGGCCUGCGUUUUUCUGGUGUCAAUGAGACGGAUUAUCGUGUCUAUUUGCUGGGAAACCCAGUGAUUUGGUGGCUAAAUCUGGUCACUAUGGGGUUAUAUUUUCUGAUAACAAUUUGCACUGCAGUGGCACUGAAGAGAGGUGUCCAACUGACAUAUGAACUCAAAGAACUAUCCAGAGUCGUGCUACGUGGUGGAGGGCAGAUCACACUGGGUUGGCUCCUUCAUUACCUCCCUUUUUUUAUGAUGGGACGAGUUCUCUACUUUCACCACUACUUUCCUGCCAUGCUUUUUUCCAGCAUGUUGACAGGAAUCACCUGGGACUCACUACUGAAGUUUUGUGCUGGGUUCUUGUCACCCAGCACUACAGCUAGAAAAGUAUAUGGAGGGGGGUUCCUGGUGCUGGUUCUGCUUAUCCUGUACAGCUUCUACCUCUUCCAUCCUCUGUCCUAUGGGAUGAUAGGACCUAUGGCCUCGGACCCUAGCAGCCCCAUGGCAGGGCUCCGGUGGAUGGACUCCUGGGAGUUCUAGAGCCAACAAGGGAGGCCUGGGAACAGCGGAUGAGAAGCAUGAGAUCUGCUGCAAUGUCAGGCUGAUUCUGGUGCUUUGAAGACAUGCCCUCUCUGGAGAACUCUGGGUAUAGGUAGCCCUGUUGCUUUGGCAUUUGUUUGCACUGCCUGCACUGGAAUAUGCAGAGGAUGAGAAGGUCCCCUUAAAUUAAAAGACUCAUGUCCUGAAUCCUUGGGUUAUAUUCAUGGACAGCUGGCUCCUUAGAUGUCAAUUCUUUUGAGCAAUAUAUACCAGUCAAACAGCAGUGGCAUUCCAGCACUCAGAGCAGUAGAAGCUGGAGGCUGUCUGUGAUUGUACACCUGUGUGUGUCUUCCUUCUUGUAAUCUAAGCACCGUUAUAGUUGGAAAGCCAGACAGUGUCUGAGACCUUAGGACUUCUAUCAUGAUUAACAAUUAUUCUUUUGGUGAGGUUUUUGAAAGCAUCCUGUAAGUAUAUGGGGACCUCCAUUCUACCCUGCCCUGGCUAUCUGCAGUUCUUUUGUUCUGACCCUGAAUUUUUAGAAUUUGACUGAAAGGAGUCUGCUUGAAAUCUCUUGAGCCACCGUGCCUUGCCUGCUUCCCAGGCCUUCUGCAUACAGAGAUGAAAUUGUUUAGCCCUAUAUACUGCCUUGCUUUCUGGUCACCUUUAAUCAUUUGUAAGUUACCUAGCAGGCCUGUUUCCAGAGCCAGACUGUUCCAACUCAGCACUUUGUAGCUUCUUUGCAGUUCUGUCUGAAACUGCCAAGGAAAUGACAGUGGAAAUGACAGGUGAUUUGUUUUCAGCCCCAGUAUGCUGUGGAGACCAGCACGAGGAUGUACUAGAGGCUGAUAUGAUAGCUUGGAAAUUUUACAGACAGCUGUCAUUCACCUUUUGAUCCCAGCUAUUUCAGUGCCAGUACCUGUGCUUUUAGGGGAAGGCUUCAUCUUAAGGAAUGAAAAACUGGCUGCUGGUGCCAAGGUAUCUGCUCUCUGUAUUCCCAUAUGGAAAAAGUUCCCUCUCACAGAUUGCUGGACAUCAAAUUACUGUAUUGAAGGAAAUGUGAGGCCAAGCAAAAAUUCUUUGUCUCUUAAGUGUCAAAAGCCAUUGAAUGUUGAAUCCACCCCUUCCAAGAAAUCAGAAUUCAGUUUAUCAGGUGCUUUUGUCCUGUGUUAGGUCUAUUUUUGUAGAUGUUCCUUUUAUUCCAUCUCCUACUCUUCAACCAGUUUCAGUUUCUUGUCAUGGUUCAAGUUGCUACCUUGUAGCAUCCGACAUGAAUGACACUUAGACCCCACCUGUGUUCCUAUAUCAAGAAGUAAUAUUUGAAACUCUUUUGUGUAUGUUUCAAUGCACUCAAGCCUUUCAUUUCAGAGUUCUUGUUCUGCUCCACAGCCUUUCAUCAAAAUUACAGGUGAGCGUAUCUGCCUUUAAACAUGAAUUGUGCAUUUAUUUCUCUUACCAAAUCUUGAAUUCUAAUGUAUUUCCUGCCGCACAGAAGGGCUGCAUUAGCAUAGUUGUUCUGUGGGGGGUACUAGACUCCAGUCAGACUUGCUUUCAUUCCCCUUCAAUAGAGAUCCAUAGCAUUGUUCAGUAAGGCAGCUGCUUGCUGUUGAAAGGCUCUGGCUUGGUAUGUCACAUCUCUCCAGAAGUUGACUCCUAUAGAUACUAAGUCAAAUGGGAUGGACAUGUGCUUUUGAUUCUAAAGGUUUUGAGUUAAUCACCUGCUGGUCAUAUAUGGUGGGAAGUCAUUGCACUAAUUAGCUACUGGGUUUGAUGAUUCUUUUCCACUUGUUAUUGCAGGAAGUGCUCUUACCUGCAUGAGCCAGGGGCUCACUGUGGUGAUAUAUAGGCAAGAAGGAUGAGAGAGAAGGCUGCAAACUUCUUCAGAUCCUGCUUGAUCUGACAGCAGCUGCGAGUUGUUAACUGUUGGCAAUGUGAGUGGCUGACAGUGCAGUGCUGCCUUUGUACCAAUGGGAUUCAGCAUCUUCUGCUCUUGGUGAGAUUAUUAACUUAAUAUUUUGCUAUCCUGAAUAUGAGCUUUCCCUAGGGUAGUCCCAUUUUCAUGAGGAGGAUUUGCCAAAAGAGCUAAUAAAAGCUAUGAUUUAAAGUGCAGAGUUUUUUUUGCAGCACAUAUAAUCCCAUGCUUGUUCUUAGCAUUAACAACAAAAAACCCCUAAGAAACGUGAGCAUUUUGGAAUGACAGUUUCUAAAACUCUUUAUUCAUCACAUUAAACCUGUGGGAAUGCAAAAAGUGAGUCAGUAACCUUGAUUUCUUCAGUUAUUAUGAAGGAGUCAGCUUUGUAGAAGUUGUCUGAAGAUGAUGAACCACUCUUCCUUGGCCAGGGUCCCUCCAUCCUUUAUCACUAAUAAUCUUUUGGAUGUGGAUUGGCAGCUGAGUGCUAAAGGUGGCAAAUGUCACGCUCCCAUCCCACCUUCCUAUGCACAAGCCCAGCUUCUGUUUCAAUAGACACAAAGGUUUAUUUUUCUUUACGACUGUCAUUUCAGAAGUUCUCGAGAGCAUUAGAUUGACAUUGAGACUAAUCUGUUUCUUAGAUCUUGUAUGCUGGUAAGGAGAUGGAGGCAUACAGUGAAAAAAAAUCUUGCUAUUCCACAAGAGGGAGCAACUUACAGCAGAACUAUUUUUUCUUUUUUAAUCUGGAGAUAAAAAGAUUGAAAGAUCUAUAUUGAAGUCUAGAGAGCAGGUGUUUCCUCUGUACCUUGUGGACUCCAAGGUUUGGGUAUUCAAGUAAGGGUAGACUGGUGUAGGUCUGUCUUCUUUCAGGAGAAGAGUACUGAUUUUUUUUUUAUUUUUUAUUUUAGAAUUUGACCUUCGAUAUUUGGUUCUUAAAACCUGUCAGGCCACAGCUGGAACAUAAUAGUAACUGAUAUUUUGUGAAGUCAAUAAAAUAAAAUAAUUGGGAUUCCAUUACUGACUCUGUCUUAAAAUGUCUGAGUGGUACAAACAUGAGGCAAUGGGUGUAGGGCACUCUUUGCUUUCUGGAUGGAAUUUGGGCUGCUUCAGUUCAGCUUUUCCAGUUGUGCUUGUGGAAUGAGUUCAGGGUUUUUUUGAGGACUGCUUAUUAGUCUUCUUCCCCAGUCAUGUGGAAAAUGGCUCACAGUGCUUUCUGAGGCCAGAAGAUUCAGUUCUCUGGAGCAGCUGCUCUCUUUGAACUUUGCCAGACAGGGCUCCUUUUAUCACUGACAAAGUAUUUCAUCAAAUUGUAUCCAUGGAUUCAAAUCACAAAAAGCUGCAGGCUGCCACAUUCCCUGGUUCAAAUUCUUUUUUGUGUGUAAAAUAUCUUCAACUCUUCAGUCUUUGAAGGAUAGGUAGAGGGCCCCUAGGCUCAUCUAGCUUUAUCCUAGACAAUCUAUCCAUCUUAAAAGGUUUUUGUUAACAGUCACUUCAGGACAUCGAUACACACAUAUCUACUGCAGCAGCAGGGACCGGCUUAUUUCCAGGAACUGGACUACUCAUUCUAUGAGACAGGGAUGUGACUGUGAGGAGGAUUUGAAUGGAGAUUUCUGUGUCAAGGUUGCUCUUGGUCCAGGUGGAGGACUUUGUGUCAUCACUGCUCACCAUUGUUUGCAGCCCGGUGGGUAUGAGAGCCACCCCCCCUUUCCUGUCUGUGUAGGGUUUUCUUUUUGCAUCUCGAUUGGAAAGGCUGAUUGAUGCACAAAGGGCACUGACAGGAUAUACCUUUUUAUAUCUUCCUCCUUUCUUCUGCUUCUUCAAGUAUGCCCAAAGUACAGGACAUGUCUUUGCUUUCCCCAGUUUUUAGGCUGUGCAUCUGUUUCAUACAGGUGCCUGAACAAGGGGUAGAACAGGACAUCUUGUAAUAUCCUGAGUAAAUGAAUACUUGUAAUCUGAGAACAAAACCAGAACCUUGUUAUGGAAAGGUAAACAAAUACAUUACUUGACAAUUCCCUCCUGUUUCUCCUGAAUCCCUCUGAGAAUCAUUUUCAAGGGACCAACUCUUAACACAGAAAAACAGGCAUUUACCUGAAAUUCUCCGUUGCCACACUUAGCAGCUUUCCUUCCAUGCUGUGCCUGAGUGACUUACCCUCUCAACUGGCACUCUGUGCACAAGCCCUGUUUCAUCCUCUCGGGAUCCUGCUGACAGUGUGAAAAUCUCCUUAGCCCUAUGUCUCUGCCAGCUGGGGAAUGUAGGUAAGAUUAUUUUUUUUUACCCCUUUACAGCAAGUGACCCCACACAUGGGCAAGUAUGUCAUGAAAGCAAAAGUGUGUGGACUGUUAGAACAUAAGGCUCUUUCCUGCUGGGAAAGGAAGGCUGAGGAUAAGAACACCACUUCCAUAGCAUACUUGCUGUUUUCAGCGGGGGACUGUGAACUGCAAGCAGUCAGGACUGAAAAUUAUCUCUGUCUUCUUUAAAGUACUAAGACCUUGGUUGUGUGGUGGGUUGUGAGUUGCUUCACUUUUUAAACUUUUUUAUGCUCUUUACUUGAAUGUCAAGGGCUAUGAUUGUCACAAAUAAUAUCUGAGGUGGUGAUAUAUUAGCACGGAUACCACUGCUGCUGAAUUUGUAAUUGUUCCUAAAACAUUGCCAAGUGAGGUUAUUGUGUUUUACAAGAGUCACUGUUUGGAGCCAUCCUUGGAGAACUUGCCCCUGGAUGAGCAAGAGUUUGUAGCAGCAGUGAGAGGGGUUCCUUUGUAAUUCUGUCCUGUAUCCUGAACCUUUCUUACUAAUGCUGUCUGUGUGUGCGUGCGUCCAUCUGUCCACAAACUGAAUGUCUUCUAACCACAGUGCAAUUACUGUAUCAUACAGUGUGGAUGGGAGAAUGUUCCCUUGAGCUAUAAAUGUGUUUUGUACAGGUGAUAAUGGAAAAUGAGGUAGAAUUUGGAAUUUAAUUUUGUAAUAAAUACCUCUUCUUGGAAGCAUUCUCUUUGUGCCUAGAUCUUGGGGUGGAUUUUUUCUCCCUUUCCUCUCUUCCUCACAUACUUGAAGUAGCAACAUGAACUUUAAACGGACCUAUUGAAGAGUUUGAUCUAGGAUAGUGAUGAUCUACAUCAACUUUUGGCACACAAGUGUUGUUGGACUACAAUUCAAGGAGGUCAGAUUUUACUGCAAUCCAGGCAAUUGCUGAUAAGCACAGCAGGAAGUGAAACUGGUUUAUUUGGAUGAGAAUAAAGUAUGUGUGUUGAAGCAGGUUUACUUCUCCCUAUUAAAGACAUGUUAAAUUGUAAAUAUGUAUAAUGUGUCAGGUUUAAUGGGUAUUUUCAUCAAGCUUCUGGUAGAUUACCUGUGAACACUUAGUUUGACAGAUCAAGCACUUUAUUCAGGAAUCCAACAUUCUUCUACAAGUCAUUCUUGUUUUCAAUCCAUAGCAUCCAUAACACCAGACUGGUGCACUGUUUUGUACAAAUGAGGCCCUUGCUGUGAAGUAAAUGCAAGAAUCUGUAAUAAAACUGAAAUGCUGAAAAUCAGAAUCUAUCUCUACACCAGGCUGCAGUGAGAGGCCAGCAUAUGCUUUUGAGUACAAUGUAAUAGGGGAUUUCUUGGGGUGGAACUAGGUGGGGAAAACCGAAGUACAGCUGACUUAUCUGGGGCUACACAUUGAUGCCCAGAUCAGUGCUGGAGAAGAGCCAACCAGUCUGUUUAGACAUGUUCCAAGGGCUGCUAAAGUAAAGCCAGGACAGCUGGGAACUGUACUAUGUCCUGUACAGAGUGAUACAAUAGGCUAUUAAAUGGCUUCUGAAAAGCCUAUUGACAUCUUGUACUGCUUCACACAGUGCAAGUUGGUCUUUGGAUAUUGUCUGAUCAGGGCUGUUGUUCUGGAAGGAAGGAGUGCCGAUACAGAAGCUGUGCUAGAAUGUAGGGAGACAACUGAAAGGAAAAAGAAUGAAGUAUUGUUCAGAAAAUGCUGAUAAUAUCUGGAGUAAAACUUUACUUCUCACUGCCCUCUAAAGGAAGAAUGGCUUCUUUCUGUAGGUAAGUGAUCUCACGUGGGCGUACACUGGUGAACGAUUCCAGUUUAUAUUUGAUUUGAACCUGCCAGAUUCCUAGGCUGCUAGAUUCCAGCCGUCACCCUCUUACAUGUUCCUCAACAAGAAUGAGGCUUUACAACCUGGUGUUUUAGUAUAGAUUUUGUGCUCUGUCUUCAAGCUUUCUUAAUCUUCUGUUUUCUAACAAAAUAGAAACUUUCAAUGCAAGUUACUUCCUUUGGCCCUUGAUUUCCCAUGCCCCUUCUCAUUUUCAUCGGUUUACCCAUAUGAUUUCCCAAACUGCACACUGUCUUCCACUAUCAGUCUCUCCAGUUCAAUAUGCUGAAAUAAAUCUUUACUACACCUAUCACUGCUGCCUGGUUUACAUCCAAGAAUGUGGUUGUACACUUUGGAGUUGUUUUCUAAUGCACCAUCACUAACUCUGUAACUCUGGCCCAUGUAAUACAUGCUCUGGAAAUAGAAAGUUUGUGCUUUAUCAGAAUGGGUGUAGUCUAAGUGUCGCAAAUGCUGUAAAUUGCUUUGUCCAUUUUUACCCUUCUUGCAGUCAUUGCUUUAUCUCUAGAUUUCAUCCAAAGCCAGUCAUCCUGCUGUCAUGCAGCUGACAAAAGGUAGUCUUCAGGCUUCAUUCACCUGAUCUGUUUUUUUUUACCAUGUAUUUUAGGAUUAGGUAGUUAUGAAGUACCUGGGCUUCUCCAUUGAUCAGAAAGGGAGUUUAGAUUACUUGUCCAUAUGAAAGCAUCUGUGUUGGACCAGCUGAGUCCCACCCUGGCAGUGUGCUGAUCCCUUGCAAUGCUUUAGGGACAAUAACUAUUUGGUUUUGAGGUAGAGAAUGAAACUAGCUGAGAAUUGGGGAGACUUGGUUAAGAUGAAAAUGUGAACAUGUAUAAGAUGGUACAUCUUGUAUUAGAAACAGUGUGGCCAGCAGGACCAGGGCAGUGAUUGUCCCCCUCUACUCAGCACUGCUGAGGUUGUACCUUGAAUCCCGUGUUCAGUUUUGGGGUCCCUCACUACAAGAAAGACACUGAGGUGCUGGACCAUGUCCAGAGAAGGGCAACAGAGCUGGUGAAGGGUCUGG